Molecule: messenger RNA, 4162 nt
Organism: Acanthisitta chloris (rifleman)
Lineage: Eukaryota; Metazoa; Chordata; Aves; Passeriformes; Acanthisittidae
Gene: DSCAM
Product: Down syndrome cell adhesion molecule
Exons: 22
Biological process (GO): homophilic cell-cell adhesion; dendrite self-avoidance; axon guidance
Cellular component (GO): axon; plasma membrane
Molecular function (GO): cell-cell adhesion mediator activity
Source: RefSeq, a predicted model, not a curated record
UUCCAGCUAUGAUAACUUCCUACCCAAAUACCACCUUGGCAACACAAGGGCAAAAGAAGGAGAUGAGCUGCACAGCACAUGGAGAGAAACCCAUCAUAGUCCGCUGGGAAAAGGAAGACAGAAUCAUCAACCCUGAAAUGUCUCGUUACCUUGUUUCCACCAAGGAAGUUGGAGAUGAAGUGAUCUCUACUCUGCAGAUUUUGCCAACUGUGCGUGAAGAUUCUGGUUUCUUUUCCUGCCAUGCCAUCAAUUCUUACGGGGAGGAUCGUGGGAUCAUUCAGCUCACUGUGCAAGAACCUCCCGACCCUCCCGAGAUAGAAAUCCGCGAGGUUCGAGCACGCAGCAUUGCCCUCAGGUGGACGAUGGGGUUUGAUGGGAACAGCCCAAUCACUGGCUAUGACAUCGAGUGCAAGAACAAGUCGGACUCUUGGGAUUCUGUUCAGAGAACCAAAGACGUUUCUCCUCAGCUGAACCAAGCCACUAUCAUCGAUCUGCACCCGUCCUCAACCUACAACAUCCGCAUGUACGCCAAGAACCGCAUCGGCAAGAGCGAGGCCAGCAACGAGCUCACCAUCACCACUGAUGAAGCAGCUCCUGAUGGUCCACCUCAGGAUGUCCAACUUGAGCCGAUAUCAUCACAGAGCAUUAGAGUCACCUGGAAGGCUCCAAAGAAGCAUUUGCAAAAUGGAAUUAUUCGUGGAUACCAGAUAGGUUAUCGGGAGUACAGUGCAGGGGGAAACUUCCAGUUCAACAUCAUCAGCAUCGAUACCACUGGGGACAGUGAAGUUUAUACACUGAAUAACCUGAAAAAAUUCACCCAGUAUGGCAUGGUGGUCCAGGCUUGCAACCGGGCUGGAAUAGGACCUUCUUCUCAGGAAAUCAUCACCACAACUCUUGAGGAUGUGCCCAGUUGCCCUCCAGGGAAUGUGCAAGCCACUGCUACAUCACCAGAAACCAUUUCAAUUUCUUGGUCAACAUUGGCAAAGGAAACCCUGAAUGGGAUUCUGCAAGGAUUCAGGGUCAUCUACUGGGCCAAUCUCUUGGAUGGAGAGCUAGGAGAGAUAAAGAAUGUCACUACUACACAGCCAUCACUGGAGCUUGAUGGUCUGGAAAAAUACACCAACUACAGCAUCCAGGUGUUGGCUUUCACACGAGCUGGGGAUGGAGUGAGGAGUGAACAAAUCUUCACCCGCACUAAAGAAGAUGUUCCAGGUCCUCCUGCUGGUGUUAAAGCAGCUGCAGCUUCGGCUUCUACUGUCUUUGUCUCCUGGCUCCCUCCCCUCAAGCUGAACGGCAUCAUUCGGAAAUACACCGUCUUCUGCUCACACCCCUACCCCACAGUAAUCAGCGAGUUUGAAGCCUCUCCCGACUCAUUUUCCUACAGAAUCCCCAACCUGAGCCGGAAUCGCCAGUACAGUGUGUGGGUGGUGGCAGUGACAGCUGCAGGAAGAGGCAACAGCAGUGAGAUUAUCACCGUGGAACCUCUUGCUAAAGCUCCUGCCAGGAUUUUGACGUUCAGCGGCACCGUGACCACCCCCUGGAUGAAGGACAUUGUUCUCCCUUGCAAAGCUGUGGGAGACCCAGCUCCAACAGUCAAAUGGAUGAAGGAUAGUAACGGGACACCCAGUCUAGUGAUGAUUGAUGGGCGAAGAAGCAUCUUUAGCAACGGCAGCUUUGUCAUCAGGACUGUGAAAGCAGAAGACUCUGGAUACUACAGUUGUGUGGCCAGUAACAACUGGGGAUCAGAUGAAAUAAUUUUGAAUUUGCAGGUACAAGUUCCACCAGACCAGCCCAGACUCACUGUAUCCAAAACUACAUCUUCCUCUAUCAGUUAUAUUCUGCAGUACUCAGAAGAUAACAGUGAGCAGUGGGGCAGCUUUCCCAUCAGCCCUAGUGAGAGGUCCUACAGGUUAGAAACCCUGAAAUGUGGCACUUGGUACAAGUUCACUUUGACUGCUCAGAAUGGAGUGGGGCCAGGACGCAUCAGCGAGAUCAUCGAGGCCAAAACGCUUGGAAAAGAGCCACAGUUUUCCAAGGAACAAGAGCUCUUUGCAAGUAUCAAUACCACACGAGUGAGGCUGAACCUGAUAGGCUGGAAUGAUGGUGGCUGCCCCAUCACCUCUUUCACCCUGGAGUACAGACCUUUUGGGACGACAGUCUGGACAACGGCUCAGAGGACAUCCCUGUCCAAGUCCUACAUCCUGUAUGACCUCCAGGAGGCAACCUGGUAUGAACUGCAGAUGAGAGUAUGCAACAGUGCUGGCUGUGCAGAGAAACAAGCCAAAUUUGCUACACUCAAUUAUGAUGGCAGUACAAUCCCUCCACUCAUUAAGUCAGUUGUGCAAAGUGAGGAAGGGCUGGCAACCAACGAAGGGCUAAAGAUGCUGGUGACCAUUUCCUGUAUCUUGGUUGGGGUCUUGCUGCUUUUUGUGAUGCUGCUGGUCGUGCGGAGGAGGAGGAGGGAGCAGAGACUGAAGAGGCUGCGAGAUGCAAAGAGUUUGGCUGAAAUGCUUAUGAGCAAGAACACCAGGACGUCAGAUACACUUAAUAAGCAGCAGCAAACGCUGAGGAUGCACAUAGAUAUUCCCAGAGCACAGCUUCUCAUUGAAGAGAGGGACACCAUGGAGACUAUUGAUGACAGAUCAACAGUUCUGCUCACUGAUGCUGACUUUGGAGAGACAUCUAAGCAGAAGUCCCUGACUGUCACCCACACAGUACAUUACCAGUCAGUGUCACAAGCCACAGGACCACUGGUGGAUGUGUCUGAUGCCCGGCCAGGAACAAAUCCUACCACAAGGAGGAGUGCCAAAACCGGACCCACCGCUCGCAACCGCUACGCUAGUCAGUGGACUCUCAACAGACCUCACCCCACCAUAUCAGCUCACACCCUCACCACAGACUGGAGGCUGCCCACCCCCAGGCCAGCAGGAUCAGUGGACAAGGAAAGCGACAGCUACAGCGUCAGCCCCUCACAGGACACAGAUCGAGCAAGAAGCAGCAUGGUCUCCACAGAAAGUGCCUCCUCAACAUACGAAGAGCUAGCGAGAGCCUACGAGCAUGCAAAGAUGGAAGAGCAGCUGAGACAUGCCAAGUUCACCAUCACAGAGUGCUUCAUAUCAGACACCUCCUCGGAGCAGCUCACGGCAGGGACUAAUGACUACACAGACAGCCUCACCUCAAGCACGCCGUCGGAGUCGGGGAUCUGCAGGUUCACUGCGUCCCCCCCCAAACCUCAGGAUGGAGGGAGAGUGAUGAACAUGGCAGUUCCAAAGGCACAUCGGCCAGGUGAUCUCAUGCAUUUGCCGCCCUACCUUAGGAUGGACUUUUUAUUGAACCGUGGCGUGCAGGGCACGAGCAGAGACCUGGGUUUGGGGCAAGCCUGCUUGGAGCCACAGAAAAGCCGAACCUUGAAGCGUCCCACCGUCCUGGAGCCGAUCCCCAUGGAGACAUCCUCCACCAGAGAAGUACAGUCAUGGCAACCUGGUGCUGUGGCAACGUUACCUCAGCGAGAAGGAGCUGAGCUAGGACAGGCAGCAAAAAUGAGCAGCUCCCAAGAAUCCCUGCUGGACUCCCGGGGCCACUUGAAAGGAAACAAUCCCUACGCAAAAUCUUACACCCUGGUAUAACAAAAAGAGCAUGGCUGGACAGUGGCUGUAAAUAUUUACACUGAAAACAAAAAACAAAAACAAAUCCAAUGAAAGCUACCUUUUUUUUAUUGAAUUCCAAUAUUUAUAAUUAAAGAAGAAGAUUGCCAAAAUAUUUGACAAAAAAAAUAAUAAUAUGAACGACAGACAGUGCAAAGACUCUCUUGCUUUUUUUCUGUCUGAGUGUGAGCUUCAUCUGACUGGACAUCUGAAUUUUUGGGUAAAAGAGUCCAGUUUUCUGAUCUUCACAAGCGUUUGUGUUUUUACUGAUUUUCUACGAAGUGCAUGGAGACUUAACUCGAACAUUUUAACUGGAAGUUCCAUCAGACAAGAUUUAAAAGGGAAAAAAAAAAGCAAAAAAAAAAAAAAAAAUCACCCUCUUUGUGAAUUCAACAGGAACAUUGAUUUGGAGAAAGAAAAAGUCUUUUGUCAUGUUUGCACUUUUUUUUUUAAUUAGAAAAUGGGUCCUUGAUUGUUCUUUUUUUUUGUUGUUAAUUAGGAUGAGUGAUGUCAGUGGA